This is a messenger RNA of Alternaria atra, 765 nucleotides long. RefSeq lists its product as uncharacterized. The coding region runs from base 1 to 765 and encodes 254 amino acids. The transcript has 2 exons. NCBI's taxonomy places the organism in Eukaryota, Fungi, Ascomycota, Dothideomycetes, Pleosporales, Pleosporaceae. Gene Ontology annotation, biological process: nucleotide catabolic process; pyrimidine nucleobase metabolic process. The record is from RefSeq and is a predicted model, not a curated record. Gene Ontology annotation, molecular function: nucleotidase activity.
AUGUCGUUCAAUACAGCAGCACCACCGGAGACCAUGGAGUUUCGCCAACAUGACUCAACAGUUAACAACAACGCCACGGUGGACGAGAACGAGAAGCCAGUCUUCUUCUUCGAUAUCGACAACUGUCUUUACCCCAAGAGCCUCGAAAUUCAUCGACUGAUGGCCGAGUUGAUUGAUCAAUUCUUCCAGAACCACCUGAGCUUGUCCCAGAAAGAUGCCAACGAACUCCAUUACCGAUAUUACCGUGAAUACGGUCUUGCCAUUGAGGGACUCGUUCGUCACCACAAGGUUAAUGCGCUAGAGUACAACAGCAAGGUCGACGACGCGUUACCUCUGGAAGAUGUCAUCAAGCCCAACCCCGAGCUACGCAAGUUGAUCGAGGACAUCGACACAAGCAAGGUUCGGUUAUGGCUCUUCACUAAUGCCUACAUCACCCAUGGCAAGCGCGUUGUCAACCUUCUGCAAAUUGACGACCUCUUCGAAGGUAUCACUUUCUGCGACUAUGGCUCGGAAAAGUUCUACUGCAAACCGCACGUGGAAAUGUUUGACAAGGCGAUGGCCGAGGCUGGUAUCAAGUCGAACGAGAAAUGCUACUUCGUCGACGACUCUUAUAUCAACUGCAAAGCAGCUGAGGGACGUGGAUGGAAGACGGCGCAUCUGCUCGACGAGAACGACCCUGCACCCGCUCAGCCAGCCAGCAAGUACCAAAUCAGAAACUUGCAGGAGCUACGAAAGAUUUUCCCAGAAGUAUUCAAGAGUUCAUGA